Messenger RNA from Sebastes umbrosus (honeycomb rockfish), 1802 nucleotides. It is a transcript of the gene ube2na, whose product is annotated as ubiquitin-conjugating enzyme E2Na. The transcript is spliced from 4 exons. Bases 120 to 584 code for a protein of 154 amino acids. NCBI's taxonomy places the organism in Eukaryota, Metazoa, Chordata, Actinopteri, Perciformes, Sebastidae. The record is from RefSeq and is a predicted model, not a curated record.
UCAUCAUCAUCAUCCUCCUCCUCCUCCUCCUCCUCCUCCUCCUCCUCCUCCGUGAUGACGCAGAGAACCCGGAAGCUGUGUGUUCUGUCAGAGAGCAGCUGAACCGCAUUAAAGACAAGAUGGCAGGACUGCCCCGCAGGAUCCUCAAGGAAACUCAACGUUUGAUGCAUGAGCCCGUCCAAGGCAUCAAGGCAGAGCCAGAUGACGGCAACGCCCGCUACUUCCACGUGGUCAUCGCUGGACCUCAGGACUCACCUUUUGAGGGGGGCACAUUUAAACUGGAGCUCUUUUUACCAGAGGAAUAUCCCAUGGCAGCUCCUAAAGUACGCUUCAUGACCAAAAUCUACCAUCCCAACGUAGACAAGCUGGGGAGAAUAUGUCUAGACAUUUUGAAAGAUAAAUGGUCGCCAGCUCUGCAGAUCCGCACCGUGCUGCUAUCGAUCCAGGCAUUACUAAGUGCACCCAACCCCGAUGAUCCCCUCGCAAAUGACGUUGCAGAGAAGUGGAAGUCCAAUGAAGCUGAAGCCAUAGAAACAGCCAAGUCAUGGACCAGGCUUUAUGCUGGAAGCAAAAAUGAUCUGUAGACCAGCCCAACAAGUGGAGAUACAAAGUGUGAUUACGACUCCUCAUGUUUUGCCAAGACCUCUUCCUACUUCAUUUGCAUUUAAAGGACACAGUCUUAAAUAUAUAUAUAUAUAUAUACAUAUAUAUUAUAAAAAUAAACGUGAAUAUAUUGUUAAGGAAAAAAAACAAAACAACUGCUGACAAUUGGUGAUUUAAAUGCUCACUAGUAAUGAAAUGAUGACUCGUGUUUGUCCGAACUCACUAUACUGUUCAAAUGCAUGAGCGGAGGUUGUAGAUCUACUCACCUGGCUUUCUUUAUCCGUUGAAUUCGGGGAGCUUUUUGCCAACCGCUGCUUUAACCAGCACAUUUAUGGGGGGGCGGGGGGGGGGGGGUGUCCUGCGUCCCACUUUUUGGUCUGACUAGAUGGGGUCAAUAUUGUUUUUCCAUUUCUUUAAACUUUAGUUUUCUCGUGUCGCUGUUUGUUUAUUAAAAGCAGCUAACUCCUACUAGCCCGACCGUAUGUAGACACUCACCUGUAGACGGCACAGCUGGACGCAUAAUCUAUUGUAGCCCUGCUUCUUCUUUAGGUCACAUCUGGCUGCAUUAAAUACAAAAUAAUAUGACUAAAAAUUAAACUGAGUCUGCUGUCGUCACAUUAACUUUCUCUCAGUGUAACGUGCAGGCUUGUGGGUGGCGUGGGAGAGUGUGGAGGGUAGGGUGGACAUCGUGGACCUUUCCUUAGUUUUAGCACAUAUGUUUUAUUACCAUAUCCAGUCUUUUAUAUGUGAAUCUUUCUUACUAUUUCCAUACUAACUGCUCUGCUUCCCCCCCUGUAUGUCUAAUCGUACAAGACUCAGUGGUUUGCUUCUUCCAAUGGCAUUUAUUUCACAAAGCAGCGGUUACAUUUGAGCCGUCGGUUGUUUGAUGGCGAGCGUGGUCGUGGUCGUGGUCGUGGAUAGGGUGGGAUAUGGGGGGUGUUCUGGGACUGAUCUGUAUGAGAGGAGAUGCUGGGUUGUUGUUACGGGAUCGAACUCCAAAAGAUGAAUGAAGGCUUUGACUUUCUCGACUGUCUCUCGUGAUCGGUCUUUGGCUGAAAAAGUCUGUAUUCAAUUCACUGUUUGUAAAUUCAUUCUUUGUAUUAAUCUGGGGAGGUGACGUUUUCCUGCUCUCAGAAUGCUACGAAACAGUCCACCUGCAUACUUUUGUGUUCUGUAAAUAAAAUCUGUUGAUUAAUAAA